Messenger RNA from Clonostachys rhizophaga, 903 nucleotides. NCBI's taxonomy places the organism in Eukaryota, Fungi, Ascomycota, Sordariomycetes, Hypocreales, Bionectriaceae. The record is from the annotation of a GenBank genome assembly.
AUGGUCCAGGUAUUCACUGACCCGGCCGUUUCUCGCCAUGCCACCGCCAACUCGGUCUCUGAUAAGCCAGAAGGCGAGGUCAUGUCGAGGGAGGAACAUGCCCAGCGCAUGAAGGAAUUGGCCGCCAAACGGGGUAUGAAAAGAGCCCCGAGCAGAGGAUGGUCCAUGACAGACUACCAGGGAGACUACACUCCUCCCUCCGUGCCUCAACAGCAAACCAUCACACCCCAAUUGGAACGCCAUGCUCCCAUCCCAGAGCACUCUCCUUGGCCACCGUCCACAGCUGCAUCACCAGCACCCUCACCUGCCACCACUCAGCCGGCGCCGCCCAAGGAUGGAACCGUCCAAUUGCCUCGGCGGCCAAAGCUCCCUCCCCCUCGCCGCUCCCACUCGGUCAUGGACUAUGAGCCAGUACCAGUUAAUCAGCCUAAGCCCUCAUCACGCCUCACCCUCCUCGACCUCCCCUCGGAACUCCACUACCUCUUCUGCGACUACCUUGACCCCAUUGACAGCGUGUGCUUCGGCCUCGCCCACUCCAAGCUUUACACCAUCCACCGCCGCAAGUACGGCAAAGUCGCCCUCUCGAGCCGCUACUCCGGCCCCAAUGACUUGGAGUGGGCCUGGCGCGGCGCGGGACCCUUGGUUUCUUCUCCCAACCAGGAUUCCACCAGCGAGAGGGCGCACAUGCGCAUCAAGGGCCAAGUCUACUGCCGGAAGUGUGGCAUCUCCCGUUGCGAGCUCCAUCGCCACCUGAAGGAGUGGAUGGGCGAGGAGAUGGAGUACUGCGAGAUCCGCGAGACGUACGGCAAGCCCGCCAGCGAGGAGCGGAAGCCGUACUGCUACAUGAGCUCACCAAGGAACCCUCACCGAUGCGGUCGACAUGGAGGGAAGAGCCGCAACUAG